CAGCACGGGCCGGGUGGGGCGGGGAGCGCGGCCGAGAAAGGCUGAGGGGGUUCGCGCCGCGCACGGGGCCCGCUGCCGCCGCCGCCAUAGUGGGAGCCGCGGGGUGCAGGUGAGGAGCCAUGGGGGACAAGCCUAUCUGGGAGCAGAUCGGGUCCAGCUUUGUCCAACAUUACUACCAGCUCUUUGAUGCAGACAGGACUCAGUUAGGAGCAAUUUAUAUCGAUGCCUCAUGCCUUACGUGGGAAGGACAGCAGUUCCAGGGCAAGGCAGCCAUCGUGGAAAAGCUCUCUAGCCUCCCUUUCCAAAAAAUCCAGCACAGCAUCACAGCACAAGACCACCAACCUACACCUGACAGCUGUAUACUCAGUAUGGUAGUGGGACAGCUGAAGGCUGAUGAAGAUCCUAUCAUGGGAUUCCACCAGAUAUUUCUAUUAAAGAACAUCAACGAUGCCUGGGUUUGCACCAAUGACAUGUUCAGGCUAGCACUGCACAACUUUGGCUGAGUCAGAGCCCGAGGCAGCUCUGCUCUUGGUUAGGGUUUGUUGUUUUCUCCUUGUCUCCUACUGGUAUUACUCACACUCACGGAACAUUCCAAAUAUCAUACACAAAGCUGCAGCACUGCAAGCCUGAUGAGCAAGACCUGUGACCUGCCUUCUGCUGAGUUUACAUUGUCGCUAGAUGAGUUUCUUGUGCAUGAUGUUUGGAAGUUAGACCUUAGCUGCAUUUGACAAGAGAAAUUCGUGUUGUACCAGCAUGCCUCGGAAGAAUCUGUAACACAAUGGGUGUUGUGUUCUGUACUGACCAGAUGCUCUAGAACCCAAAGACAGGAGGGAACAGCAGCCUGUGCAGCCCAGAUACUGAUUUGCUCAGAUGUUCCAAUGCUCCAUUACACAAUAAACCCAUCAGAUUUUCUUAACAGUUUAAA
Molecule: messenger RNA, 925 nt
Organism: Pogoniulus pusillus (Red-fronted tinkerbird)
Lineage: Eukaryota; Metazoa; Chordata; Aves; Piciformes; Lybiidae
Gene: NUTF2
Product: nuclear transport factor 2
Exons: 5
Coding region: 120-503 (127 amino acids)
Biological process (GO): protein import into nucleus
Cellular component (GO): nuclear pore central transport channel
Molecular function (GO): nuclear import signal receptor activity
Source: RefSeq, a predicted model, not a curated record